Messenger RNA from Darwinula stevensoni, 1103 nucleotides. The record is from the annotation of a GenBank genome assembly. NCBI's taxonomy places the organism in Eukaryota, Metazoa, Arthropoda, Ostracoda, Podocopida, Darwinulidae.
AGCUCUUUAGUCGUGGAACUCGAGAGCUACGUAUGAUUCUCGCCUGCUCUCACGUCUUCGACUGCUGCAGGCUCGCCAUGAGGAGGAACGCUCUCGUCUUCGUCCUGGUCGGACUGGCACUGACCAUCACCCUGCUCUCCUUCGAUGAGGUGCGACGAGCCCCAAGCGGAGGUUUGUCUAGCUUCGAGGUGACGGCGAGGCCAGCAAGAGUUUCUUUUGCGGGGCCGGAAAACGCUCCAACAGCGGGAGACGGGGACGUGAAGAAUCUGCCAUCGGCGGGAGACUGGAACGAGAAGACUCUGCCGCCAGCGUUGAGCCACGGGGAGAAAAUCGCAGGAAACGACACCCGACUGGUGACCCACCUGCGGCAGAGCGUCCUCCACCACUCCAACUCCGACGGCCACCCCUACCCCUUCGACAGCGGACCCAAGGGGGAGCAUUUCACACAGUCUAAAGAGGAGUCGCGGCUGCUCCAGGAUUUGUUUUCUAACAUAACCAGGGGAUUUUUCAUCGAAGCAGGGGCAUUCAACGGAUUCGUCUAUUCGAAUACUCUCUGGCUGGAACUCGAAAGGAAUUGGACCGGACUGCUGAUAGAACCGACGAAAUCGGCCUACAAUUCGCUCGAGAGCCUGCAGAGGAAGGCGUGGAUCGCUCAUUCGUGCCUCAGCGACGCACCGCAUCCAAAGAAGGUGAUCGUGGAAGAUCGAACGAUGUGGACCGACUUGAGGCGAAACGCGACUAAUGUGACGGGCGAGGAUUUGAUCUGCUACCCGUUGGAGACCUUCUUGAUCGCACUGGACGUGAAAACCGUGGAUUUUUUCAGCCUGGAUGUGGAGGGCAUGGAUUACGGAGUUCUCGCCACCAUUCCUUUCCACAUAUUUCGAUUCGAGGUGCUCAUGGUGGAGACGGACAAAGGGAACAGAGAGGAAAUUCUGGCGCUGAUGGCCUCGAAGAAUUACACUCACUUCAUGACAACCGGACCCGAAGACAUAUUUGUGCCCAAUGACGCGAAGUACAUCAAGUUACGAAACGAGACUGAUCCGUUGAAGAGUCUCCCCAUCGAUCUGAGAGAAGUCGCCAAUCAAUCAACACGAUUCCCUUAA